This is a messenger RNA of Apus apus (common swift), 1239 nucleotides long. It is a transcript of the gene RPL6, whose product is annotated as ribosomal protein L6. The record is from RefSeq and is a predicted model, not a curated record. Gene Ontology annotation, cellular component: ribosome. Gene Ontology annotation, molecular function: structural constituent of ribosome. The coding region runs from base 327 to 1190 and encodes 287 amino acids. Gene Ontology annotation, biological process: translation. NCBI's taxonomy places the organism in Eukaryota, Metazoa, Chordata, Aves, Apodiformes, Apodidae. The transcript is spliced from 7 exons.
CCGGGUCCCGCGGAGCCUUACCUCGGCCGUGCCCUGAGCGUGAGGGAGGGCCAGGCAGCGGAGGGACAGCGAGCCCCGCUCCCGGAGCCGCUGGUCACCACAGCCCGCCCCGGGCCGAGCUGCCGGUGCCCGGUGCCCGCCCCCGCCGCCCGGACAGGGCUGUGCCGCGCUCCCCUCGCUGGGUGACCCGGGACUGGCCCGGGCCGUCCGGGCCCCACCUGGACUACAAGUCCCAGCGCGCCCCGCGGCGGGCGCGGUGACGUCAGGCGCAGCCCCCUCUUUAGGCCCCUGGUGCCCGGAUGUAGGUCCCUUUCCCUCCCCGGAAGAUGGCAGGUGAGAAAAAGCCAAGUGAGAAGGCGCCUGCUAAGAAGCCAGGUGAGAAGAAGCCAGGUGAACAGAAAUCGACCCAGAAGGCAGCAGGUGACAAGAAGAAGAGGGCUAGGAAGCAGCAUGCCAGCCGCAACCCUGUCCUGGCCCGGGGCAUCGGGAGGUACUCCCGGUCAGCCAUGUACGCCAGGAAGGCGCUGUACAAGCGCAAGUACACGGCUCCCGAGACAAAGAUAGAAAAGAAGAAGAAGGAAAAGCCCCGUGCCACCAUCACCAAGCCGGUCGGCGGAGACAAGAACGGAGGCAGCCGCGUGGUUAAAAUCCGCAAAAUGCCCAGAUACUAUCCCACUGAGGAUGUUCCUCGCAAGCUUCUGAGUCAUGGCAAGAAGCCCUUUUGCCAGCACAAGAGGAGGCUGCGGGCCUCCAUUACUCCAGGAACUGUUCUGAUCCUGCUCACUGGCCGUCACCGGGGCAAGCGUGUUGUCUUCUUGAAGCAGCUUGAUACUGGCCUUUUGCUCGUUACAGGACCCUUGGUUAUCAAUCGUGUCCCUCUGCGUAGGGCCCAUCAGAAAUUUGUUAUUGCUACAUCUACAAAGGUUGAUAUCUCUGGGGUGAAAAUCCCCAAGCAUCUCACCGACGCAUACUUCAAGAAGAAGAGGCUGCGUAAGCCCAAGCACCAGGAAGGCGAGAUCUUUGACACUGAAAAAGAAAAAUACGAGCUCACGGAGCAGCGCAAGGCCGACCAGAAGGCUGUGGACGCACAGAUCCUUGCGCGGAUCAAGAAGGUGCCUCAGCUCCGUGGGUACCUGCGCUCCACGUUCUGUCUCUCCAAUGGAGUCUAUCCUCACAAAUUGGUGUUCUAACUCUUCUGAAAGCACCACAUUAAAUUUGAAAGGAAAAAAAAAAAAAAAA